AUGUCGGACCAUCGGCACGAGCUCUAUGACCCCUCACCCAACCCCUCAUCGCACCCGACUGAAGAUCCCUCAUACAGCUUUUCCGCUGUGCCUCUCUCCCCCGGCCUCCCCUCCCACCCCAUUGCGCCCGAUCAACAAGCCUACCUGCCCACACCAGUCAUCCGGCGCAGACCCUCACUGCAAAGCAAAGAGCGCUACAACUCCUUUCUCGAUGAAAUCCUUCCUACACCCUCGACUGCGUCGGCGAAUGCUCCAGGCGGAGGCCUGCUUCGGCGUACAGGCGCUGUAGGAGUCAUCGUGGUGUUCAUACUCGUGGCUACUUGGCUGGCUGCUACGGACUCUGGCGGGCAGGUGUUGGGCGCUGGAUCGGGAGGACUGCGGAAUGUCUUCUGGAGCGAGGGGGAGAAGGAGUGGAGCGUGCAGGCUGUGAUGCCUAGCCCAGAGGCAGGGAAGGAGGUCGCGGUGGAUGCAGCUCUGGCUGGAGUGGAAGAGGAGGAGUCGGUCAUGCCUGACUUCGACCAGUACAUCAUGCUCCGCACGGUCCCCGCCAACAUGGUCGAGCUAUCAGGGCACGGUCGGCGAGUCAUCUUUGUUGGGGAUGUCCACGGCUCUUACGCUCCAUUAAAACAUCUCAUGUCCCGCCUAGCAUACUCGCCGAGCACCGACACCCUUAUUCACGUGGGCGACCUUAUCGCUAAGGGCACACACAACUCGGAGGUUCUGUCGUGGUUUGAGUCAAGGCGGAUUUUAGGCGUAAGAGGAAACCACGAUCAGCCCGUGAUUCAGUGGAGAGCGUGGAUGGAGUGGACGGGCGGAGCGAAGUGGGAGGGAAUGAUGGAUGAGCUGAGUGAGCUGGACGAUGGCGAGGUGGAGAUGAGGGUGGCGAAGAUGGGGAGAAAGUGGCCGAAGGGGUGGGAGUGGAAGGGCGAGCAUUGGCACAUUGCAAAGAAAUUAAACAAGAAGCAGUAUGCGUAUCUCCAGCAGCUCCCUCUCCAGCUGCACAUACCAUCGCUUCACUCGGUCGUUGUCCACGCCGGCCUCCUCCCUUCCAAUCCCCUUCGCGACCCUGAUCACCCCACCCAACCCCUCGUCGCCGCAGAUCGCCAAUCACAAUCCUCGUCAAGCGGUACCAGCGGAGACGAGGCUUCCGAGCUCAGCCGCACCUCUGAAGAAAUAUCCAUCCUCCUCGAUAUCCCCCAAAACACGCAUCCGUGGAACCUCAUCAACAUGCGCGGUCUACACGAAAAGGGGUCCAAGAAGGGCAAAGUGACCAAGAGUGGGAAGAAGGGGACCCCAUGGAGUCAGGUGUGGAAGCGUGAGAUGGGCCGAUGUAUUGGGGAUGGAGCGGGAGCGAUGGCUGAUAUCGAGGAAGAAGGGGGCGUGGAGGAGUUGGAGGAGGAGGAAAAGAGGGAGAUGGCGGGUCAAGCUAUGGAUGCGGGAGAGGCGGGAGCUGUGAGCGAGGAUGAGUUCAAGCUCAAGAAGCUGAAAUGCUCGCCUGUGACAGUGAUUUAUGGUCAUGCCGCGGCUAGGGGCCUGGAUAUCAAACCGUACAGCAAGGGCAUAGAUACGGGUUGUGUGUAUGGGCGCCAGCUGACUGCUUUGGUUCUGGGCUCGACGUCAGGUCUGGACGGGAAGAAGGUUCGAGUCGGGGAACACCGAGGCGUGCUUGUCAGUGUUCCAUGCGACAAGGGAGGUCUCUAG
Messenger RNA from Dioszegia hungarica, 1701 nucleotides. RefSeq names its product phosphoric monoester hydrolase. Gene Ontology annotation, cellular component: cytoplasm. Gene Ontology annotation, molecular function: endopolyphosphatase activity; phosphatase activity. The transcript has 6 exons. The record is from RefSeq and is a predicted model, not a curated record. Lineage: Eukaryota; Fungi; Basidiomycota; Tremellomycetes; Tremellales; Bulleribasidiaceae. Gene Ontology annotation, biological process: polyphosphate catabolic process. The coding region runs from base 1 to 1701 and encodes 566 amino acids.